AUGGCGUCUCUACUUAGGUGGUGCUCUCCACUGCGCCUGCCGUUGUCGAGGUCUCUCCACACAGCUGCCGUGCCAGACAAUACAACCACUGCUCUUCAACUCAUCCGUUCUCAGCCCUCGCAGUAUGUCGUCGCCUCCUUCGCUGGAAGGAAAUACAUCCUCACCCCACGCGACAUGCUCACCGUCCCCCAUCUGCGCGAUGUAAAAGUCGGCGACGUCCUCGUUCUCGAUGAGAUUCAUGAACUCGGCUCGCGCGAAUAUACCCUCCGUGGGAAUCCUGUCAUCCCAGCAAACAAAGUCAAGGUCGAGGCUACCGUCGUCGAGCAUACAAAAGGCCAGAUGGAAUUCAUCUUCAAGAAAAAGAGGAGAAAGGGCUAUCGAAAAACUAUACAACAUAAACAGGCCUACACGCGCCUCAGAAUAGGCAGCAUUGAGAUUCCCUCUGUGCAAGCUUCACCGUCAUCAUCAUAG
This is a messenger RNA of Psilocybe cubensis, 471 nucleotides long. RefSeq lists its product as uncharacterized. Gene Ontology annotation, biological process: translation. Gene Ontology annotation, cellular component: mitochondrial large ribosomal subunit; ribosome. The transcript has 2 exons. The record is from RefSeq and is a predicted model, not a curated record. Bases 1 to 471 code for a protein of 156 amino acids. Gene Ontology annotation, molecular function: RNA binding; structural constituent of ribosome. NCBI's taxonomy places the organism in Eukaryota, Fungi, Basidiomycota, Agaricomycetes, Agaricales, Agrocybaceae.